AUGGACAAUUUCCACUUUAAUAGCUGCCUCGGCAAGAUUUGUGGAGCUGAUGAAGGCCAUGGAGGACAAAAUGGAGUCUCCGGCGACGCGUUGGAGAGGUCUAGAGUGCCGGCUCUGAAGAUGAAACUGUGGUAUGUGUCGGAGUUGGAGCUGCCGGAGACGGGGAAGGUGAUGGAGGGAGCGACGUUGGUUUCGAUACGGCCGGUGGAGGGGUGGGAGGCGGCGGAGAGUGGUGGUGACAGGGUGCUGGAGGCGUUAGAUUUGGAUAGGUGGGUUGAGGAAGCAAGGGGGUUUGGUGAAGCUGCUAGGAUCAUGGUGAAGAGGAAGAAGACUUGCACAUUAGAAAUGAGUUCAUUUUGA
Messenger RNA from Ilex paraguariensis (yerba mate), 360 nucleotides. Lineage: Eukaryota; Viridiplantae; Streptophyta; Magnoliopsida; Aquifoliales; Aquifoliaceae. The record is from the annotation of a GenBank genome assembly.